Molecule: messenger RNA, 1170 nt
Organism: Chinchilla lanigera (long-tailed chinchilla)
Lineage: Eukaryota; Metazoa; Chordata; Mammalia; Rodentia; Chinchillidae
Product: olfactory receptor 18-like
Exons: 4
Coding region: 25-1170 (381 amino acids)
Biological process (GO): G protein-coupled receptor signaling pathway
Cellular component (GO): membrane
Molecular function (GO): G protein-coupled receptor activity; olfactory receptor activity
Source: RefSeq, a predicted model, not a curated record
ACACAUGACCCAGAAUUCCACCUCAUGGCUCUCUCAGAGGAUCCCGACCUGCAGCCCGUCCUCUUCGGGCUGUUCCUGUCCGUGUACUUGGUCACAGUGCUUGGAAACCUGCUCAUCAUUCUGAUCAUCCGCUCUGACGCGCGCCUCCACACCCCCAUGUACUUCUUCCUCUCCAACCUGUCCUUCUCUGACAUCUGCUUCAUCUCCACCACGGUCCCAAAGAUGAUUGUGGCAAUCCAGUCUCAGAGCACAGUCAUCUCCUAUGUGGGCUGCCUGACUCAGAUGUCUGUGUUUCUUAUUUUUAUAUGUAUGGAUGAUAUGCUUCUGACAGUGAUGGCCUAUGACAGGUUUGUGGCCAUCUGCCACCCCCUUCAAUACCAAGGUAUCAUGAGCCCUCAUCUCUGUGUAUUCUUAGUUUUUGUGUCUUUUAUGUUUAGUCUCUUCAUGUCCCAGCUGCACAAUGUGUUUGCCUUACAUUUUGCCUACUUUAAGGGUGUGGAAAUUGCUAAUUUCUUCUGUGAACCUACUCAGCUUCUUAAUCUUGCCUGUUCUGAUACCAUAACUAAAAAUCUAGUCAUGUAUUUCGUUGCUGUCUUCUAUGGUUUUCUUCCCCUCUUAGGAAUCUUUUUAUCUUACUGUAAAAUUGUUUCUUCCAUUCUGAGACUCCCAUCAUCAGGUGGAAAAUAUAAAGCCUUCUCCACCUGCGGGUCUCACCUCUCAGUAGUUUGCUUAUUUUAUGGAUCAGCCAUUGGGGUUUACCUUGCACCUGCUGUGUCACAUUCUCCUAGAAAUAGUGCAGUGGCCUCGCUGAUGUACACCGUUUUCACCCCUAUGCUCAACCCUUUCAUCUACAGCCUGAGGAACAAGGACAUUAAAAGUGCCCUUGAGACAAUAGGUUACAUUCUGAUGCCAUGUGGGAGAUUAUUCAUACAGAAAACUCCAUUCAAUGAGGAUAUCUUGGGCAAAAUGUUGAAAAUUUCCAAAUAUCAUAAUUCCCUACUUAUUUUUGUCAACUUCAGUAAAGACAAGGUAAAAAUAUAUUUUGUUAAAGGCUUAACAAGAAGUAUGGACAUCAUGCUCCUGACCGUGGUGGCCUAUGAUCAGUUUGUGACCAUCUGUCACCCAUUAAUUACUCACCCAUCACAAGCCUUUGCCUUUGGAACAUCUUAG